This is a messenger RNA of Pseudozyma flocculosa PF-1, 1527 nucleotides long. RefSeq lists its product as uncharacterized. Bases 1 to 1527 code for a protein of 508 amino acids. The record is from RefSeq and is a predicted model, not a curated record. Gene Ontology annotation, molecular function: mRNA binding. The transcript is spliced from 2 exons. Lineage: Eukaryota; Fungi; Basidiomycota; Ustilaginomycetes; Ustilaginales; Ustilaginaceae. Gene Ontology annotation, biological process: RNA processing. Gene Ontology annotation, cellular component: nucleus.
AUGGCGGAAGAAGUCAAGACGGAACAGGUCGCUGCCGCCACCGCCGCUGCUCCGGCACCGACCACGCUCACCGCCGAGGAGGCCAAGCAGGAGGCUCUCCGACAGGUCGAGUUCUACUUUGACGAUGCCAACCUGCCGUUUGACAAGUUCCUCUUCACGCUGACGCGCAAGGACCCGCAGGGCUGGGUGCCCAUCGCGACGGUGGCGUCGUUCAAGCGCAUGAAGCCGAUCAAGGAGGCGCUGGGCGUCGAGGGCAUCAGCGAGGCGCUCAAGGCGUCGGCCGAGCUGCUCGAGGUCGACGAGAGCGGCGAAAAGGUGCGGAGGAAAAAGGAGCUGGUGCCCGUGCGCGACGCCUACGACCGCAGCGUCUACGCCAAGGGCUUCCCCGACGAGCACGACGGCCUCCAGGUCGAGCUGGAAAAGUUCUUCGCCCAGUUUGGCAAGGUCAAUGGCGUGCGCAUGCGGCGCGACAUGAACGCCGCCGCCAAGCCCAAGCCGUUCAAGAACAGCGUGUUUGUCGAAUUCGCCGACUUUGAGACCAAGUCCGACUUUCUCAAGAAGGCGGCCGAGCGCGAGCCCACCGAGGACGGCGGCAAGGGCAUCUCGUUCCAGGACAAGGAGCUGCUCGCCAUGAGCAAGGACGCCUACUGCCAGAUGAAGAUGAAGGAAAAGGGCAUCGACCCGUCGCAGGCCCGGCGCGGCGGAGAGUCGUCGUCGUCGGCGGCCGGCGCCAAGGCGCCCAAGAAGUUCAACGCCUUCAAGGAAAUGGACCGCGAGACGCGCUUCGGCAGCCUCGGCGACAAGCGCGGCGGCGCCGGCCGCGGCAACGGCAACGGUCAGGCGUCGUCGGCGCCCAAGUCCAAGGUGCUCGAGUUUGACUUCAACGGCAAGAAGCUCACCACCGACGACGAGGGCAAGGUCGACGCCAGCCAGGUGGCCUUCCCGGCCAACAGCGUGCUGCGCUUCACGGGGGCGGGAGAAGGGGGCAACUGGAAGGACCUCAAGGACACGCUCGUCACGGUGCACCCGACGUCGUUUGUCGAGUUCCCGGCGGGCGCCAUCGAGGGCGCCGUCGGGUUCAAGGAGACGCUGCCGGACGACAAGCUCGACGAGAUCCGCGCCAAGGGCAUCACGGUGGGCGGCAAGCCCGUCGAGUGGUCCCGCGUCGACGAGGAGACGGCCAAGUCGUUUUACGUCGAGCGCGCCCAGUUCCGCGCCACGUUUAUGCUCGACCAGCGCGACCAGAACGGCAACGGCGACCGACGACAGGGUGGCGGCGGCGGACGCGGCGGCGGACGUGGUGGUGGACGCGGCGGCCGUGGUGGCCGUGGCGGCCGUGGCGGCGGACGCGGCGGAGGACGUGGCGGGUUCGGUGGAGGACGACGGGACAACGAUGCAGAGGGCAGCGGCGACAAGCGUAAGCGCAACGACGCCUCGGACGCCGCUGCCGGCGCCGCCGAUGCGCCGCCCACGGUGGGCAAGAAGGUCAAGACUGAAGGCGGCGAGGCCAACGUCAAGACCGAGUAG